GAUUCAUUAUGGCGCAGCCUGCAAGAUAUAAAAUAUCAUGGACUCUGGUUUCAAAUAACUUUAAAACAAAUAAUUAAAGCAUGACAGAUGGAUGGACAAUACAAAACUAUUUGCGGCUUUUCCCCUUUCGGGAGAAGCUAAAAACUACAUCUGUAAAUUGUAUAAGCAUUAAUACAAUAAUGUAGUUUGAUCGACCAGUAUAAAGUGACUAGAUUUGAGGACCUAUUAUUGAGAUGUCGGCAGACUCCGGAGAGGAUCCUCCUUCUGAGGUGGAACAGCUACCUGAAGCUUAUGGCUGGAAAAUAUUUAUGUUUCCUGGAAUCAAAGACCACGUCGCCCACGUGGAGGCCACUCGGAAACUUUCCAUCAGAGACGACGAUGUGCUAGUAGCGGCGUAUCCCAAAUGUGGAACUCACUGGCUAUGGGAGGUAACUCAAAUGCUGCUUCGGCAGACGACAGAUUACGAGAAAAGAACCAAAGAACAAGUCAUGCUUGAAUCUCCUGGCGGGCUGGAAAGAGCUGAACAGGAGCCAUCACCUAGAAUUUUAAACUCCCAUAAUCCUUUUGUACAUCUGCCUCAAGAAAUUAUUUCCAAGAAGACAAAGAUCAUUCAUGUCAUCAGAAAUCCUAAAGACGCCGCGGUUUCCAACUACUGGCAUUUAAAGAACAUACACAAUGUUCAAGAUCUUCAAUUCCAACAACACUUGAACGUGAUGAUGGGAAAGUCACAGCUGCCAACUCAGUUUGACUACUUACAGCAGAUGUCAGAGUUUGAACGAACACAUCCAGGUCAUCCAAUCAAACACGUUUACUAUGAGGACAUGAAGAAGGAACCCAUUAAGAUAAUCAAAGAAUUGGCUCAGUUUCUCAAUGUACCAGCCAGUGAUGAGUUUUGUCAAGAUGUCGCCAACGCUUGCAGCUUUGAAAAAUUGAAGAAACUUGAGGAGGCUGGCGCCAAGAAUUUCCCAACGGAAUUCGCCCAUGUGCUCAAUGAAUUAGGCGGGAAAAUGCAUUUUUAUAGGAAAGGAAUCAUCGGAGAUUGGAAAAAUAUGUUCACAGUAGCACAGAAUGAAAUAUUUGACGCCUACAUCGAUUCUUGUAUUAAAAACAAGGGACUGAACUACACUUUUAUUUAUGAAUGAAAACAUACGAUGCAAACAAGGGACUGAACUACACUUUUAUUUAUGAAUGAAAACAUACGAUGCAAACAAGGGAAUGAACUCCAAUUUUAUUUAUGAAUACCAUGAAUUUACAUACCAUGCAAACAAGGGAGUAAACUACAUUUCUAUUUAUAAAUAAAAACACACGAUGCUGGAGCAAUCAAAUUGUUUUAAAUGACUGCUCAAAAUAAAAAACAGUUAACGAAUGA
Biomphalaria glabrata is the source of this 1369-nucleotide messenger RNA. Its product is annotated as sulfotransferase 1A1-like. Bases 234 to 1142 code for a protein of 302 amino acids. Gene Ontology annotation, biological process: sulfation. The record is from RefSeq and is a predicted model, not a curated record. The transcript has 7 exons. Gene Ontology annotation, molecular function: sulfotransferase activity. Gene Ontology annotation, cellular component: cytoplasm. NCBI's taxonomy places the organism in Eukaryota, Metazoa, Mollusca, Gastropoda, Planorbidae.